AUGAAGAUUCAGUUCACAGGCUACAAAAAGACAAAAGAAAAUUUUUUAACAAAGCUGUCUAAAAUAUCUUCAGAUAUUAAAACACUCAAGGAUAAUCUUUCUCAGCUCAAUAUUUUCUCAUACAUGUCUGUAGGUGGAAAUAAAAUGACAGUGGUAGAAGAUAAAAAUAAAAUAAGUUUAAUGUCUAAAGGAAAGAAUAAGAAUUGUUUAAACAUAACUUUUCCUAACAUUUUCGGUAGUGGAGAGAAUGUUGAUUUUAGUUUUAAUUCUACUAAAGAGUAUAAGAUUGCAGUAUCUAAACCAUUUAUUUUUAGUAAAUGUCUUUUAUUUGCAGAUUUUAAUUCAAGCAGGUGUAUUAAGAAAAUAUUAAAUAAAGAAUAUACAGUAGACAAGCAAGAACUGGGAAUACGUCAUAAAUAUCUUGAUGUGGGAAUUGGAUUAGAUAAAUACCUGUUUGUUAGAGGAAAAUAUUCUUUUGUAGAUUUUAAUAUAAAAAAAGGAUUAGAUUUUUUAAAAAUUACUACAGAUUUAAAAUUUUAUUAUAAUUUAGCGACCUUUCUUCAAUACAAGCUACUUUUCAGAACUGGUAUCGCACAAGGAAAUAUUAAUCAGGUAGAUAAAUUCUACUUGGGUGACAAUAUUAAAGGAUAUAAAAACAAUAGUAUAUUGCCCAGUAAUGGACAGAAUAAUGGAGGAAGAUCUUUUUUAGAAAUCACAAAUAAGCUUGUUUUUAAGAUGAAAACAAUGGAUUUGUAUUUUUUUAAUUCGAUUGGUUGUAAUCAUGCGAAAGAAAAUAUUUUUGAAUAUAUUUGUAAACCCGAAAUUCAAUCCCCAGGAUCACUAGGACAUUCUGUAGGACUUGGAUUGAAUGUGCCACUUAGAAAAGAUGAUUAUGGCCCAAAUAUUGACAUUUCAUUGGCUUAUCCUCUGUUAAAAAACAAAGAUACAGAAACAUACGCGUUUUCAUUUGAUAUACAAUUUUAG
Messenger RNA from Vairimorpha ceranae, 984 nucleotides. RefSeq names its product bacterial surface antigen protein. Gene Ontology annotation, cellular component: outer membrane. The coding region runs from base 1 to 984 and encodes 327 amino acids. The record is from RefSeq and is a predicted model, not a curated record. NCBI's taxonomy places the organism in Eukaryota, Fungi, Microsporidia, Nosematidae. The transcript has a single exon.